Molecule: messenger RNA, 210 nt
Organism: Alternaria rosae
Lineage: Eukaryota; Fungi; Ascomycota; Dothideomycetes; Pleosporales; Pleosporaceae
Exons: 2
Coding region: 1-210 (69 amino acids)
Source: RefSeq, a predicted model, not a curated record
AUGGCUUCCAACCAGGGCAAGAACACCGGCAAUACCGGCGGUGACUCCAAGAGCUCUACUCCGAUGGGCCAGUCUGAUGCAAGCAGAGUUCAAUCCGUCAACGCCAAGUCCGGCGGCGACAUGUCCUCCGGCGGUUUCGCUGCUCGCGCUCAGAGCGCAGCAGAUUGGAACGCCAACGCUGGCGACCAGCAGGGCGAGACUAAGAAAUGA